AGCAGGCAGCAGGAGAGAGCAGCCACACCAGCGGCAGCCCACCGAUCCCCUGAGGGAGACCGGCGAGCAUCAAGACGCCGGCGAUCUUCUCCUCCUUCCCCGACGCCGACGACCCUGCUCCGCCGCCUCAUUCGGGAUCACCGCUCGACUCUACAUCCUAACUCAGAAGCAGCCAUGAACUACAUCAUCGGCGCCUUCAAGCCGCCCUGCGACAUCUUCGUCACCUUCUCCGAUGAGAGGACCCGGAAGCAGGUGGCAAUUAAGAAGGACAACGGGAAGACGGCCACGGUGCCAGCCUUCCAGAGCCUGGAGACCAUCGCCGGAGAGGUGUCCAUUGCUCCAGUCCCUGGCAAAAGGCUCGAGCACACUGGUGUUAAGAUCGAGCUGCUGGGUCAGAUAGAACUAUAUUUUGACAGAGGCAAUUUCUAUGACUUCACCUCAUUAAUGCGCGAGUUAGAGGUUCCUGGUGAGAUCUACGAAAGAAAGACUUAUCCUUUUGAGUUUGCUACUGUUGAAAUGCCAUAUGAGACGUAUAAUGGGACAAACGUCAGAUUAAGAUACAUCCUGAAAGUGACAAUUGGCAGAAAUUAUGUUGGCAAUAUUGUAGAAACUCGGGAUUUCUGUGUAAGGAACUACUCUCCCGUUCCCACAAUUAACAAUAGCAUCAAGAUGGAAGUUGGAAUUGAAGAUUGCUUGCACAUUGAAUUUGAGUACAGCAAAAGCAAGUAUCAUCUCAAGGAUGUCAUUGUAGGAAAGAUUUAUUUUCUUCUAGUCAGAAUAAAGAUAAAGAACAUGGAGCUUGAGAUUCGUCGCCGUGAAUCUACAGGAUCUGGUCCUAACACAUAUGUUGAGACUGAGACACUAGCAAAAUUUGAGCUGAUGGAUGGUGCCCCAGUUAGAGGAGAAUCUAUUCCAGUAAGACUAUUCUUGACUCCUUAUGAGCUGACCCCGACUUACCGCAAUAUAAAUAACAAGUUCAGCGUCAAGUACUACCUGAAUCUGGUCCUUGUUGAUGAGGAAGACCGAAGGUAUUUUAAGCAGCAAGAGAUCACCAUGUAUCGCCUUGUAGAAACUCCAGAGUCUUCAUAGACUUGUGUCACUGAGACUUGAAACCAGCCAGAGGCAUAUUGUGUGUUCAUUGCAAAAGAGCACCGGAGUUAGCAACAAACUUUGAUCCCUUCUUGUAUAUAAUUUUCCCCAAUGGUAAUGCAGUUCCUAUGCACCAUGUGACGUUGCUUUGUUAAUUGUUACUCUUUUUUAUUUAUUCAUUCAAAUCUGCUUGACUGCUGCUGUGAAAUUGUUUGGACCAAAGGGUUCUCAACUUGUUUCUUUCUUGUCA
Molecule: messenger RNA, 1339 nt
Organism: Panicum hallii
Lineage: Eukaryota; Viridiplantae; Streptophyta; Magnoliopsida; Poales; Poaceae
Product: vacuolar protein sorting-associated protein 26A-like
Exons: 11
Coding region: 175-1089 (304 amino acids)
Biological process (GO): intracellular protein transport; retrograde transport, endosome to Golgi
Cellular component (GO): retromer complex; endosome
Source: RefSeq, a predicted model, not a curated record